AUGGCACAUGAUACACCGUCUUAUCAUGAACAUUGUGUAGAGGGAAUGGAGUUAACCAGUUUCGGAACUUGUGAAGACUGUGCCAUUGGGUUCUACAAAAAUAUUUCUAGUGCCGAUAAUUUGGCUCCCAUUGAGAAACGUUGGAACUGUUCGGAAUGUGACAACAAUAAAACCACGUUUUACAAAGGAACACUGCAAGCAGCAGAUUGUAUCAGCAAUUGUGUUGAGGGAAUGUUUUGGAAUGAUAACCAGUGUUUGGCGUGUCCUGUUGGAUUUUACAAGAGCGCGUCCAGUGAGUCCCACCACAUUCCCUCUCAUUCUAGAUGGAAUUGUACGACAUGUCCCGCUGGAACCACGACAUUCAGCACAGGCAGCACGCAUUGCAUAGACCACUGCAAAACUGGUUAUCAUUUGGAUAAUGAAACUUGCAUUCCCUGUGAUAUUGGCUUCUAUAAGAAUACGUCAAGUGAAGAUGAAUCACUCGAAGAGACACUGAGAUGGAACUGUACGCAGUGCCCUAAGGGACAGACAACUAACUCCUCAGGAGCAGAAUUCUGCAUCCGUAUUUCUAUAAUUUCUUAUUGUUUUAACGCUACAACCGAUUUCAAUCCAAGAAUUGUAAUUUGA
This is a messenger RNA of Ostrea edulis (European flat oyster), 627 nucleotides long. Its product is annotated as signal peptide, CUB and EGF-like domain-containing protein 2. The coding region runs from base 1 to 627 and encodes 208 amino acids. The transcript has 4 exons. The record is from RefSeq and is a predicted model, not a curated record. NCBI's taxonomy places the organism in Eukaryota, Metazoa, Mollusca, Bivalvia, Ostreida, Ostreidae.